This is a messenger RNA of Aureococcus anophagefferens, 765 nucleotides long. RefSeq lists its product as hypothetical. Gene Ontology annotation, molecular function: rRNA (adenine-N6,N6-)-dimethyltransferase activity. The annotation marks the transcript as partial. Gene Ontology annotation, biological process: rRNA methylation. NCBI's taxonomy places the organism in Eukaryota, Pelagophyceae, Pelagomonadales, Pelagomonadaceae. The transcript has a single exon. Gene Ontology annotation, cellular component: mitochondrial matrix. The record is from RefSeq and is a predicted model, not a curated record.
UUCCGGCCGAAGCAGUCCCUGGGCCAGAACUACCUGAGCGACCAGAACUACGCGACGAAGAUCGUCGACAGUUUGGGCGACGACAGCGAGCGGGGCCGCCGCGUCGUCGAGCUCGGGCCGGGGCUCGGCGCGCUGACGCGCCUGCUCCUGCGCCAGUACCCCGAGAUGGUCGCCGUCGAGAUCGACGGCCGCGCCGUCGAGCUCCUGGAGCAGACCUACCCCGCGCCCUUCACGGUGCUCCACAGCGACGUCCUCGCGGUCGACUACACGAAGCUCGCGGCCGCGCGCGGCGGGCGCCUGUCCGUCAUCGGCAACCUGCCCUACUACAUCACGUCCCAGAUCCUCUUCUGCCUCUGCGACCACCACGCGUCCGUCAGCCGCGCCGUCGUGACCAUGCAGCACGAGGUCGCGCUCCGCCUCGUCGCGAAGCCGCGGACGAAGGACUACGGCAUCCUCAGCGUCGUCUUCCAGCUCUACGCGCAGCCGAAGAUCGCCUUCAAGAUCCCCCACACGGCCUUCUACCCCCAGCCCAAGGUCACGAGCGCGCUCGUCGCCAUCGACUUCCCCGAGGGCGGCGUCGACCUGCCCGUGGACCCGCGGAAGCUCCGGACCGUCGUGACGACGGCGUUCCGCCAGCGGCGGAAGAUGCUCCGCCAGUCGCUCAAGGGCAUCCUCAACGGGGCAACGCUGCCGGACCAGUUCGCCACGAAGCGGCCCGAGGAGCUCGCGCCCGCGGAGUUCCUCGACCUCACGGGCGCGAUCUAC